Molecule: messenger RNA, 3902 nt
Organism: Phyllopteryx taeniolatus (common seadragon)
Lineage: Eukaryota; Metazoa; Chordata; Actinopteri; Syngnathiformes; Syngnathidae
Product: dnaJ homolog subfamily C member 16-like
Exons: 15
Coding region: 1-2415 (804 amino acids)
Source: RefSeq, a predicted model, not a curated record
AUGACUGCUGGGGGGAAGAGCCGACAUCCUGGGCCAUGCCUACUGGCGCUCGCCAUCUUUCUGCUAGUUUUUACUGAGCGUUUAGUGGAAACAACCUCUGGAUAUGACCCCUAUAAAGUCCUGGGUGUCAGCAGGAGUGCGAGCCAAGCAGACGUCAAAAAGGCAUAUAAGAACCUUGCCAAAGAAUGGCAUCCAGAUAAGAAUAAAGACCCAAGUGCUGAAGAUAUGUUCAUCAAGGUUUCAAAGUCAUAUGAGAUUUUGUCUAAUGAAGAGCGAAGGGCCAACUUUGAUCGCUAUGGGCAGAUAGAAGAAAACGAGCCCUUUGGCCAGUCACAGCAUCAACGUUUCCGCAACUUCCAAAACAGCUUCUACUUUGAUGAGUCUUUCUUUCAUUUCUCCAGGUCCAGGGACUUUGCAGACAGCAAGUACUUGCUUCACCACGCUCAGUUUAACAGCGACAUUCUUCCAGACACCCACAAGAGGCCGUACCUCAUCAAAGUGACCUCAGAGUGGUGCUUUGCCUGCAUCCACAUGGAACCUGUGUGGAAAGAGACUGUGCAGGAACUCGAGCCACUGGGUGUGGGGAUUGGCAUUGUGGACCUGGGUUAUGAACGUCGUCUGGCAAACCAGUUGGGAGCUCACCGCGCUCCCUCCAUCAUCGGACUGGUGAACGGUAAAGUGACGUUCUUCCAUCAGGCCAUCAUUCGAGAACACCUGCGACAGUUCGUCGAAGAUCUUCUUCCCCAGAAACUGGUGAAAAAGAUCACUGACGACAACUACAAGCAUUUUCUGGACAGCUGGCAUGUUGAAAAUAAGCCCAGCGUUCUUUUGUUUGACCAGGACUCUAAUGUUCCCAUUGUCUACAAGUUAACAGCAUUUGCCUUCAGAGACUAUGUUCAUUUCGGUUACAUAGACCAGGGCGACACACACAACAUUCAGCUUCUGCGGCAGUUCAACAUAAAUUCAUACGCCCCCAUCAUGCUGCUGUUUAAAGAGGACACCGAAAAGCCAGUGGACAUCAUCCAGGCUACAGGAAUGAAGUGGCAGAUCAUGCAUGAGUUUGUCUCCAACAACAAGUUCCUGCAAGUCCCCCGACUGGUCAACCAGCAGCUGUUUGAUGAGCUGUGUCCUGUCAAGCAGUUUCACAGACGGAGGAAGUAUUGCGUGCUGCUGAUCACCAGCGAAGACAAAGCUUUUCUUCCUCGAAAUAAGGCCUUCCUGGACUUUGCCACGUUUAACAACAAAGAGGUGCUACGGUUUGCGUACGUCUACCAGCAUCAGCAGCAGCCUCUCUGCCAGGCUCUGCUUCCCAACCAGGCUGUAAUCUCCCCUCAGGUGUUUAUUCUUGAGAGGCGAAGCCCAGCUGGCAAGGUGCUGUACCGCUCUGUGAUUGGUGGGUGGAAUGGCAGCGAAGAAGACAAGUACCGCCUCCUUGAGCAUCUGGAGCUCCUUCAGAAGGACCCCACCUAUCUGACCUCGGAUGCCAUGUUGCCAGAACUCAACAAUGAGAUGGCCCCUAUUUUCCUAAUUCAGUGGAUUAACACUGCUUGUGAUUACAUCCAUCAAAUUUACGAUGACCUUCUCUACUCAAACUGGCGAGAGAUGAUGCCUAUCCUGUCGUUGAUCUUCUCAGCUCUUUUUAUUCUUUUUGGGACAGUCAUCAUACAGGCCUUCAGCGAACCAGGUGAGACGAAACCCCGGAAACCAACACCAAAAGAGCAACCUCAAACUGAAGAUGAUGUUACCAUUACAAGCCGCCCGCCCAAGAAGGAUUUUGUGGAGGUGACGGAGCUGACAGACGUCACGUACACCAGUAACUUGGUCAAACUGCGCCCAGGGCACAUCAACGUUGUUCUGGUGCUCACCAACGCCUCUAAUAACGCCUUGCUGCGCAAAUUUGCCAAGGAGGUCUUUUCUUUUUCUGGGACUCAGACUAUCCACUUCUCCUUCCUCAAUGCUGAUAAGCAUCGCCACUGGAUGCCCUCACUCCUCCGCUCGUGCUCAGGCACAUCACGCAGCGUGAGUCAUUCCGACGAUGAUGAGGAUUCUUCAGACUACCAUGGCCAUGUCUUGGCCCUGAAUGGCUACAAGAAAUACUUUUGCCACUUUAGACCCGUCUUCACCGGGGACGAUCUGAGCGAUGCAUCGUCCGUCUCGAUGUUCUCUUCUGAGAGUGGGAGAAAGUCCCGAUCCAGGUCUCGGUCUAGCUCAAACUCUCCAUCCCGAUCCCAUUCCAGAGAGGAUGGGGCUAGGUCCAAGAGAGGCCCCAGUAGGGCCACAAGCAUAGAGGUACACCACAAGCUUGACCGCCUGGGACUGUGGAUGGAAAGGCUAAUGGAGGGUACGCUGCCUAGAUGGCAGGUCCCUUCGUGGCCUUCCCUCCAUGCUGCUGAGAAUAUCCCCACAGAGAGCUGAGCUCGGCGUAACCAAGGUAGUGCUCACCCUUUGUGCUCUUGCUUUCGUUUCAAGUUUACUGCAGAACAGUCUACCAUUUGUGAAAUUACUAUUUAAGAUUUAUUUGCUCCUCUCCAGAGCUGGCGUGGUGGUCAUUUGUUGGUUCCCAACAUUUGGGAUGCUUUCAUAUUAAUAGCGCAAUACUGACCUGUAUGUUUUUUGUUUUUUUUUGUUUCUUUCUUUGUUGUUGUUUUUUUUGUGGCGCACCAGGCACAGGAAGUCAAUUGCCCAAUUAGUGGAAGAAGUGAAAAACCUCCUGCUACUAUGGCAAGUGGUAUGAGCAUUUAUUCCAUAUCCGAUUACAGCACUCUCUGUCCUCAUUAGUAAGACAAUGGAGCACACUAAUAGAACAACUCAUGCCACUAGUGAGACAAAACUGGGCACUUGUUGACAACUGCAUGCUACCAGUACUACUAUCCAUCCAUCCAUCCAUCCAUUUUCCACACCAUUAUCCUCAUUAGGGUCGCGGGCAUGCUGGAACCUAUCCCAGCUGACUCUGCAAGAGGCGUGGUACACCCUUAACUGGUCGCCUGCUAAUCACAGGACACACAUAGACAAGCAACCAUUCACACUCACAUUCACUCCUACGGGCAAUUUAGAGUCUUCAAUCAACCUACCACGCAUGUUUUUGGGAUGUGGGAGGAAACCGGAGUGCCCGGAGAAAACCCACGCAGGCACGGGGAGAACAUGCAAACUCCACCCUGGCGGGGCCGGGGAUUGAACCCCGGUCCUCAGAACUGUGAGGGAGACGCUCUAACCAGUCGUCCUAGUAGAAGACAGUUUUAGAAAAAAAAGUCACUACUAAGACCUAGUCAUUCUACUAGUGCAUUCUAGUCAUUGUGUGCAAUUCUCUUACCAGUGAGGACAAAGAGUAUUAGUACAUGGACUAUUCAGUGCACUAGUACAAUAUAGAAUAAAUGCUCAAGCGGCUUUCUAUGUACCACCAGAUGUGAUGUGUUUUACUUCUUUCAAGUCAUAUACAGGUACUAAUGCCACAUCUGAACGGCCUUUGACACAAGUGCAUUGGAUUUAUUGAUUAUGACAGCUAUCACAUUGUUAAUCGUGUAUGUUAAUGAACUAGAUGUGGUUAAACAUGCUUGAAGGUAAAUUCAAAAUCUGAUCUGCAUGACACCUCUUCAUGAGUGAAAGAGAGGCAGGCACAGCUGAUAGAAGGAAUUAAACUAGUUGACAUUUUGAAGCCUGAACCUUAAAUCCAGUCGAUAUUUUUUUUUUUGUAUUCCAAAUGCAUGAAAUAUGGAGGUCGACUACCACAAAUAAGCAUUUAGUGAGCUUGCACUGGCAACUUGUAGUUUUACCUUCAUCUUUUUUAAUUAUAUAAUGAAAUGAAACCAUUUAGUGCUGAAGAAAUAGUAGUCUUUUAUGGAAUUUGAUGAUAUUCAACUUUAAGAGAUUGUGUUUUAAAAGUUUAUUAAAGUACAAUAUGCGCA